AUGGAAGAUUGCUCGCAAGAAUGUCUACGUCGAGCAUUAUAUGCGGUUUUACUGGGAAUAUCGCCUAUUGUUAUAUGUCUUUUACUGAUUGGCCUCGUUCGAAUAAUGUUACAUGUUUUUGAAUUAGUUUUCUCGCGACAUCGAAAAGAAGGCAAUCGUCGUCGUUCAUCAUCCGCGUAUUAUCACAGUGGUCGACCUACUCUGCUAUAUACGCCGGUAUCUAUUACAGAAUUACAUCGUAUUAUUCAAGGUGAUUAUUAUAACCAACAGCCGCCGGAUUCAUCAUCGGCACCAAAUAUUGAAAAUAAUGCGCAUAAAACACCAAAAUUUAUCAAAUCCCUAUUAUCAAGACGUGAUUCACCACCACCAUCAUCAUCCGGCGCUAUAGCAAGUCUUAUCGGUCGUCGUCAUGGUAUUAAUGCGAUUCCGUUUACAGCAUUGCUGGUACCGGUUUCAACGCCUUCGACACCGAAAAUUGAAACAAUCAAUGAAAAAAUGACACGACAACAAAGUUGUACAUUUAUUAAAAAUGGUUCAAUUGAAAAAAUAUCAGAUACACCGCCGAAUCGUCAUUAUUUUAGUUUCGAUAGAUAUGAUUCAGCUGAAUCUGAACCAACAGAAAUUCAACCAUUAUGUUUAUCGCAAAUGAGAACGAUGUCAGCGACAGCCUCAUUGGCUAGAGAAAAAGAGGCUCGUGAAUUUUAUUCGGCUAGUUCAAUACCAUAUGCAUUCGAUUAA
Rotaria socialis is the source of this 738-nucleotide messenger RNA. NCBI's taxonomy places the organism in Eukaryota, Metazoa, Rotifera, Eurotatoria, Philodinida, Philodinidae. The record is from the annotation of a GenBank genome assembly.